ACUUUCUUAACUCUCUCACUCUGCCUCUCGCUUCAGCAUUUUGCUCUCGCAAAAAACCCUACCCAAAGCCCAUUCUAACCAAAAGCAAGCAUGGCAGAACGAGGCGGCGAGCGUGGAUCCUUCGGGCGUGGAUUUGGCCGAGGCCGUGGCGACCGUGGCGGUCCUCGUGGCCGUCGCCGCGCUGGCCGUAGAGAGGAGGAAGAGAAAUGGGUUCCAGUCACUAAACUCGGUCGUUUAGUUAAAGAGAACAAGAUCAGAAGCCUCGAGCAGAUCUAUCUCCACUCUUUGCCAAUCAAGGAGUAUCAAAUUAUCGACCAGCUGGUCGGCCCCUCGUUGAAGGAUGAGGUCAUGAAAAUCAUGCCAGUUCAGAAGCAGACACGUGCCGGUCAGAGAACCAGGUUCAAGGCCUUCGUUGUUGUCGGUGACGGUAACGGCCACGUCGGACUCGGCGUCAAGUGCUCGAAGGAAGUGGCCACGGCAAUUCGCGGAGCGAUUAUACUGGCCAAACUGUCGGUUAUUCCAGUGAGGAGAGGAUACUGGGGUAACAAGAUCGGUAAGCCACACACCGUGCCCUGCAAGGUUACGGGGAAGUGUGGUAGUGUUACCGUGAGAAUGGUGCCGGCACCACGUGGAGCUGGAAUCGUGGCUGCUAGGGUCCCAAAGAAGGUUCUGCAGUUCGCUGGGAUUGAGGAUGUUUUCACAUCCUCUCGUGGGUCUACCAAAACUCUUGGAAACUUUGUGAAGGCAACUUUCGAGUGUUUGUUGAAGACGUAUGGAUUCCUCACUCCUGACUUUUGGAGGGAGACUCGCUUUGUGAAAUCUCCAUUCCAAGAGUACACAGAUCUCUUGGGAAAGCCAACUGGGAAGCUACUCAUUGCAGAGGAUCAUGGAAUUGAUGCUUAAGCUAUUUUAGGUUUCUUGAAUUUUGCUCGGCCUUAUAGUAUAGCGUUGUUCGUUACAAAUGUUUUUCUUUUUUUCUUUUUAAUUUCUGCAGGACUAGUAUGUUGGUAUUUUUGGGACAAUUGUCUGUUUUAACAUUUUGACAUUUGAAUCAAAUUAUGGUUGGUUGAAUUGUGAUGGAUGUUAUUAAAUUUCUUUGAUUAC
Molecule: messenger RNA, 1104 nt
Organism: Pistacia vera
Lineage: Eukaryota; Viridiplantae; Streptophyta; Magnoliopsida; Sapindales; Anacardiaceae
Product: 40S ribosomal protein S2-4-like
Exons: 2
Coding region: 91-903 (270 amino acids)
Biological process (GO): translation
Cellular component (GO): ribosome; cytosolic small ribosomal subunit
Molecular function (GO): RNA binding; structural constituent of ribosome
Source: RefSeq, a predicted model, not a curated record